Molecule: messenger RNA, 3398 nt
Organism: Colossoma macropomum (tambaqui)
Lineage: Eukaryota; Metazoa; Chordata; Actinopteri; Characiformes; Serrasalmidae
Gene: mfsd6b
Product: major facilitator superfamily domain containing 6b
Exons: 8
Coding region: 271-2724 (817 amino acids)
Biological process (GO): antigen processing and presentation of exogenous peptide antigen via MHC class I
Cellular component (GO): plasma membrane
Source: RefSeq, a predicted model, not a curated record
GUGGUGGUGAGCUGCUCUGUCAGCUGUGAGGGCGAAGCAGCUCCAUUUCGCUCUGUUCCUUUAGCUAAGGACUUCAGGCUGUCGGUCCGCGGUGGUGAACCGACCCUAAUGACUUACUGCAGGCGGGCUGUGAAUGAACCUGCUGCUGGAUAAUGGGUGGAGGAGGAGGAGGAGAAGUGUGCUGCUGCUGCCUGGAGUGAUCUGAAGAGGUCGUUUUCGUCUCAGGCGAGACGGUGAGGCAGCAAAGUUUGAUAAAAAUAAUAUCUGGAGAUGGCGAGUGACCGUGUGGCCAUCCUGACAGACGAUGAGGAGGAACAGAAGAGGAGGUAUGUCCUGGCUGAGCCAUUUAAUACCCUGUCUCUAGGGCAAGAAGCAAACAGUACUCCACCUAGUCAAACAUCGCCGCCCGCCUCAUCUGAGUCACCGCCCGAGCCGCCCGCUCAGCAAUCAGACUGCCUGGAGCGGACCUGCAUGAGAAUAGACAGCCGCCUCUUAAUCUCCAAGGUGUUUUACUUCUUCUUCUAUGCUGCCUACGGCUCCUUGCAUCCCCUUCUGGCUGUAUACUAUAAGCAGCUGGGCAUGACCCCCAGCCAGAGCGGCCUGCUGGUUGGGAUCCGCUACUUCAUAGAGUUCUGUAGCGCCCCCUUCUGGGGAGUGGUAGCCGACCGCUUCAACAAGGGCAAGGCCGUGCUGCUCUUCUCCGUGUUCUGCUGGGUGGUGUUCAACUGUGGCAUUGGCUUCGUUAAGCCGGCAGCUAUGACUUGUGUAGAAAAGGGACCAGAUGCUGCUACGCCGGCAAACGUGUCACAGUCCGGUUCCCCUGGAAACCACACCAGACACCGUAGACACUUGAAUGGGGAAUUAUUCCACCUGCCACUACUUCAUGACUUGUCCGAGGCUUAUAGUCCUCAAAAUAGGUACAGAAGAAGUGAUAACGUGAGCGUCUUGGAUGUAAAUACUGCACAGAACUUUACCAAAACGCUGUCCACUGACCUGAUGACAACAGUGUCCACCACGUCCACCACAACCACAACAAAAACUACUUCCACCAAGUCAACCUCCUCUACUGCCAAGUCCAAAGACUACAUCAUCAUUUACAGUAAAGACCAGGUGGAGACCAUCUUCCUCGUAAUCCUGCUGGUCAUCAUCAUUGGAGAAUUCUUCAGUGCUCCAGCUGUGACCAUCGUAGACACGGUGACCCUGCAGUACUUGGGAAAGCACCGCGAUCGCUACGGCCUGCAGAGAAUGUGGGGCUCUCUGGGUUGGGGAAUAGCCAUGCUGUCGGUGGGCAUCUGGAUAGACCACACGCACAUCACCCUCAUCAUCCAGGGCGCCGGCUGUAUUUUGCCGGACUACAAGAACUACCAGAUCGCCUUUAUCGUCUUUGGGGUGCUGAUGACAAUAGCCCUCAUCGUUUCCACGCAGUUCCGCUUCGACGGCAGGGAAUACCAGCCAGAUGGUGAGGAGACGGUGGAGCAGGAGAAGACGGAGGAGGUGGAGAUCCCACAGGUGAUCCAGAAUGUGUCGGAGUCCGGCUCAGACGAGGUUCCGGUGUGCCCUGAGUCCAGCAGCCGGCCUCCAUUCCCCUAUAAGGACCUGAUCCGGCUGCUGUGCGGCGUCCGUUAUGGCUCCGUGCUCUUCGUGGCCUGGUUCAUGGGCUUCGGCUAUGGCUUUGUCUUCACAUUUCUCUACUGGCACCUGGAGGACCUGAAGGGGACCACCACACUGUUCGGGGUCUGUGCUGUGCUCAGCCACAUCUCUGAGCUCACCGCCUACUUCAUCAGUCACAAACUCAUCGAGCUGGUCGGCCACAUCAGAGUGCUGUAUAUCGGCCUGGCCUGCAACACCGCACGCUACCUGUACAUUUCCUACCUGCAGAAUGCUUGGAUAGUUCUGCCCAUGGAGGUCCUUCAAGGUCUGACGCACGCGUCGGUUUGGGCAGCGUGUAUUUCAUACCUGAGUGCAGCAGUUCCUCCAGCUCUGCGCACCUCAGCGCAGGGCAUCCUGCAGGGCCUGCAUCUCGGCCUGGGGCGCGGCUGUGGCGCCAUGGUGGGAGGAGUCUUCGUCAACUACUUUGGAGCGGCUGAAACCUUCAGGGGUUUAGGAAUGGCCUCUCUUAUCAUCCUGCUCAUCUUCGCCCUCAUUCAGAGUCUUAUUGGGGAGAAUGAGGAUAAACGGGACUCGAUGUUGGCCGAGAACAUUCCAGUGCCUUCCAGUCCGGUGCCUAUCGCCACCAUAGACUUAGUGCAGAACCCCACGGAGUCGGCACCAAGGCUGGAGAGCAAAGCCCCUGCCAAGAAGAGCAAGGCUCAGGAAGAGCAGGAGGAUGUGAAUAAGCCGGCAUGGGUGGUGUCCACUUCCCCUUGGGUCACCGUUGCCUUCGCCCUCUAUCAGAUCAGAGAUAUGGUUGCCAAGGCGAAGAGCAACAACCCGACCCAAGAGACCCCACAGGAGAGCAGUGAACAGGAGUCCACAGCGCCAUCUGCUGGAGAGGCUCCAAACCAAUCCAGCGAGCCUCCCACUGCACCAGAGCAAGCCUCGGCAAACGAGGAUCCCGAUCAGCCAGUUUCUGAUCAGAGCGAUCAGAGUGCUUCACAUCAGACAGAUGCUGGCGAAUCAACAGAAGACCCACAAGCUGUCACUAAUAAUGAGGAGGCUGUAGAGACCCCCAGUACUGAACCAGAACAGCCUCCCCAACAGCUACCCCAAACAAAUGAAGAGUGAACUCUCAAAUUGAGGGUCAAAUCUGUCCACAAUGGAAAUGGAUUUAAAAUAUAAAGACAUGAACUUUGGACCAAAGAACAGAUGUCAGGUGUAUUUAUCUGUUGUAAGGGCUGCUUUGUCCAUUUAGUCUGCCCUUUAAAUAUGCUUUGCACUGCCGCCUGUGGGUGUUUGUAGCAUUGGUCCCCACUUUGUAGCCCUGUACUGACUGUCUAAGUAUCAAACCUUGUGGCAAAGCUAGGAAUGUUUUUAAAGAUGAAUGAAGUGAUUAAGCUCAAAGCACACUGACCAAACGGACGCAAAGAAUGGAAAGUUAUCAGUUGCCCUUCAGGAUGAUUAGAAGAACCGGCAAGCCAAAUUAAUCAGCUUGAGUAUGGGAGCUUCUGUGUAUGUACUGUGAUCCCAUUUGUGCAGUCAAACUGUCCACAUGCAGCUAGAAUGUAUCCCAGAAACACUUAAGUAGAAUAAGCACCAAAUUCUGGCAGUGACAGUGCAUAGCUUUUCAUUGUAAGCGUAAUUCAGAUAUGUAAAAGACUGACUGAUGAGCUCACAGUCCGUCCUUAUAAGCCCAUCUGGGUUUUCUUAAAACUUCAUGUGUGUUAUAUACAAAUACAGCACCUUAAUUUAUCUCCCAGUACAAGAACAAGAUGUUUACAUGUAAUGCAACGGUAAUAAUA